Messenger RNA from Brassicogethes aeneus, 1610 nucleotides. NCBI's taxonomy places the organism in Eukaryota, Metazoa, Arthropoda, Insecta, Coleoptera, Nitidulidae. The record is from the annotation of a GenBank genome assembly.
AGCUACUGCUCUCAGUUAGUGUUUUAGUAGUUGUCUAUACAGUGAGCAAUAAAAAUGACAAUUCGAGUUUGUGGGACUAAAUUCAUUUAUAUCCUAGUCGCAAUAGUAAACAUCACUGGAUUCUCCUUUGGAACGACCAUAUCAUGGACAUCUUCGCAACUGACAAAACUACAAAAAUCCGACGACAGUCCCCUGGGCCGAGCCAUAACAGAUAACGAAGCUAGCUGGAUAACGUCUUUAUAUAGCAUCGGAGGCAUCAUAGGACCUUUGAUAUUCGGCUAUAUAAACGUUAAAAUCGGCCAAAGAUUAACCUUGAUUGCACUAGCAGUGCCUUUUAUUGUACCCUAUUUAAUCUUCGCCUUUGCAACACAUAUUAAUUGGUAUUACGCUGGGAGGUUUCUCUUGGGCGUUGGAAUUGCCCCUAUGUUUUCCAUAUGUACUGUGUACGUAGCCGAGAUAGCUGACAAAUCAACCAGAGGACUUUUAACAUCCGCAGGCAUGUUUUUCGUAAGCAUUGGAUCCUUAUUUUCCUACUGUGUAGGACCUUACACCUCCACCAUGGUUUUCAAUCUUAUACUAGCUGCAAUACCGAGUUCAUAUAUGGUUUUAAUCAUCAUAUUCGCCCCAGAAUCACCACACCAUCAAAUCAAACGCGGCGAUAUUAGAGGUGCUAUAAAAUCGCUCGAAAUAAUCCGUGGAUAUAGCGGCGAAAGAAUAACGAAAGAAAUAGAGGAUAUACAAACAUUUUCCAACCAGGACGACGUAACGGGACGCAUUAUAGACCUAUUCAGCACCAAAGCGGCAAGGUUUGCUUUCUUCAUGUCUCUAUUUCUAACGGUUUUCCAACAGCUCUCCGGAAUGGGCAUUAUUUUGAGUUACACCGAACAAAUUUUUGACGCUACGAAAUCCAAGUUGACCUCCUCGCAAUCCUCCAUUAUUGUAGGCAUUAUGCAGGUGGUUUGUGCGCCUAUAGCGCCAAUUUUCACUGAUAAAUUCGGCAGAAGAAUUUUGAUGAUGUUCUCUAUAUCCGGGGCUAUUUUAUCGGAAACUUUAUUAGGAACCUUCUUCACUCUAAAAGAUCAAGGGAGGAACGUGGAUUCGUUUUCAUGGUUGCCGUUGUUUUGCAUGGGUAUGUUUAUGGUUACGUUUUUCGCGGGAAUCGGUAGCCUACCCUGGCCUAUAAUAGCCGAGAUAUAUCCGACGCAUCUGAAACCUAUAGGGGCCGGUAUUAUCAAUACGUGUUGCAACUUGGUUGGAUUCGCUGUGUUGUACUUUUUCAAUGAUUUGGUUAAGAGCAUCGGCAUGGGCGGAACUUUUUACAUGUACAGCGGAAUAUUGGCUGUAUCCGGCGUCAUAGUUUUUAUUUGGUUGCCUGAAACUAAGGGACAGACCUUUCAGGAGAUACAGGAUAUCAUUUCGGGGCAUAAGAAGUAUAGCGAUAGCAUGGCGAUGGAAAAUCAUGGCUACUCACAAAAAUAUUGAUUUGUAUUAAGUCAGUUUAUCUCGUAUUUUAAUAAACGUUUCUAUAAAACCUGUUUUAUUGUUAAGUAACAACCCAGAUAACAUCCGUGACUUUCAUACAAAAUGUGACCCGUGACUUGAUGAUUUUC